Durio zibethinus is the source of this 2078-nucleotide messenger RNA. Lineage: Eukaryota; Viridiplantae; Streptophyta; Magnoliopsida; Malvales; Malvaceae. The record is from RefSeq and is a predicted model, not a curated record.
CUUUUCUCUCUAUCCUCUCUUUCUGUCACCCAAAAGAUGAAAAAAAUGCUUAUUUCCCCAUCAACCAUGCCUUCAACUGGACGUGUAGUUUGCGGGCAGUGAACCAUGGGCCUUUUCCGGCGACUCUUUGGCGCCAAAAAGCUAGCCCAAACCGGCUCCCAUAAAGACAGGAGCCGUUGGAGCUUUGCCAGAUCUUCCAAUCCCACGUCUUUAAGUUCCCAUCUUGAUGCUCUUUCUGGUACAUACGAUGACACAUUGGAUGCCAGCAAGCACGCCAUAGCAGUGGCAGCCGCCACUGCUGUCGUAGCUGAGGCUGCUCUGGCGGCAGCGCAUGCGGCGGCUGAGGUGGUUAGGCUGACAAGUGGGGGUAGUGGCGACGCCGUUGGGAGCAACCGACGCAUCGCACGGGAAAAGGCGGCUGUUAGGAUACAGUCCGCUUUUCGAGGUUAUCUGGUUAGUAUUUACUUACAGUCCGCUUUUCGAGGUUAUCUGGCACGGAGUGCACUGAGGGCAUUGAAAGCAUUGGUGAAGCUUCAAGCACUAGUGAGAGGCCACAUUGUGAGAAAGCAAACAUCAGACAUGCUCAGACGCAUGCAAACAUUGGUCAGACUGCAAGCCCGGGCCCGUGCUAGUCGUGCUGGUCUGACAAAAUCUUUGGAUUCUGCUGGCAAGAUUUCUGUACAUUCACAAAAUGCUGUACAUGCAAGUUCUGUAAAAGAUGAAUGCCAACUUCAUGCUUAUAAUUCUAAAUCUGAUGGGCCCUCAAUCCUAAAGAGAUGUGGUUCAAAUUCAAAUCUGAGGGACAUCGUUGAUCUAGAGAAAGCACGGAUGGGUUCAAAUUGGUUAGACUGUUGGAUGGAGGAAAGUUUAUGGAACAACCAGAGAGAUACUUUGCUUAGACAUAGGCAUGCGGAUGAUGAGAAGAGUGACAAAAUCCUUGAGGUAGAUACAUGGAAACCUCGCUUAAACUCCCAACAGAGUAACAGGAACUUUAGGGCAUCUCAGCAUGAUUCAGCUUUGGAUUAUAACAAGAGCUUCAUGGUGUACGAUUCCCCAAGAAAACUAUCAGGGAAAGCUUCAAAUCCCAUAUCAAAUCUCUCUUCAUCAGAAGUUUUAUCAUUAAGCCCUCUGACAUAUCCUGGAUGGAAAGAUCAAGCAGUUUUAAGGACUGCUGACAACAGCCCACAAUUGCUUUCUGCAUCAUCUAGACCUGGAAGUAGUGCUAGGAGAAGUCCUUUCACACCCACAAGGAGUGAGUUCUCAUGGGGCUAUUUAGGUGGAUAUUCUGGUUACCCAAAUUACAUGGCGAACACAGAAUCAUCCCGGGCUAAGUAUCGGUCCCAGAGUGCCCCAAGGCAGAGGCUGGAAUUCCACAAAUAUGGCUCAACCGGAAGAACUUUUCAGGGGUUGUGGGAUUCAAGGACUAAUUCAGAAAGAGAUUUUGCUCAGCAUGUUGACUUUAGGUAAAGGGCUUAUCCAGCAUCCGAUCGGAAUAGGCUUGGUAGUGCCAACCAAAGGGAAUGAUUCCCCCCCCCCCACCCCCCACAGGGGCGUUCUCUUCCCCCCUCCUAUUUUCGUUUCCUGGUGUGCGACAGCAGCGCUGCGCUAGUCUGCUGGAGUUGUAAUUAGUUUACCAUGAUGUUACAAAACUUUGAUCCUGCACGAUCAAAUUCAACAUUAUUGAUAUUGAAAAUGGACACAGCUUCCAAGAAAAAUAGUUUUACUGUCAUUUUCUCCAACAUGUUAUAAAUUAGAUUGUGUAUGUGUAACAUACUUAUAAACCAGCUCUGCUUUCCUACAAUUGCUAGCUCUCUUGUCUUUUAACUGUUUCAGGAUCAUUUUCAACUUUCAACUCAAUUAUCUAAGCAAAAUAAAACAAAAGAGUUUCAGUUGAAGUUGUGUCGGUUUCCCACUAUGCAUUCACGGAGGUUAAAUCCAUCUACCUGCUAUUCUCCCGAUGGCUUCGUUUCAUCCUUUGUCUUUGUCCUAUCAAUUGUUGCCUACAUAACAUGGUGACAGUGAUAGUUAACGGUGAACAUUCUUUUAUUGUCCACAACAAAACAAACGAAACCUUGGAU